This is a messenger RNA of Dinoponera quadriceps, 933 nucleotides long. It is a transcript of the gene Nelf-E, whose product is annotated as negative elongation factor E. The transcript is spliced from 3 exons. Gene Ontology annotation, molecular function: RNA binding. Lineage: Eukaryota; Metazoa; Arthropoda; Insecta; Hymenoptera; Formicidae. The record is from RefSeq and is a predicted model, not a curated record. Gene Ontology annotation, biological process: negative regulation of transcription elongation by RNA polymerase II. The coding region runs from base 99 to 920 and encodes 273 amino acids. Gene Ontology annotation, cellular component: NELF complex.
GACUCUCCUGUCAUUCACCCGUAAACAAUACGAAAGCGUGGUUCGAUAAACUCUCUUAAACAUUUUCGGGAUAUUUAUCGUUGUAUCACGUGUGAAAUAUGGUUUACUUACAUUUUCCGUCGAAUAAAUACACGGAGGAGGAAAUGAUGCUGCAGGCUAAAUAUAACAAACUUAAAAGAAAGAAAAAGGCAUUGCAAGAUCUGAAAGCUCCCAAGCAGGAAGCAGAACGUAUUCCUCAAGCGCCAAAACGACCGACGGAGGCGAGAGAUGCGCGCGAAGUCGCCAAGAAGUUGAUUAAGUCCGGUGUAAUUACAGCUCCGAAAAUACCCAAGCGACCGGAACAAACUUUCAAGAGACCCCGUGGUUUAGAGAGAAAAUUGAACAGUACAGAGAAAACCAUUAGCUCUUACCAACCAUUCUCAGCCACUCAACUGGAGGAGGAGGAAACGGAAGCAGCAAGGCCUAGAGUAAAAGACUUGUACGAUAGUUUUGUCAGCGCUGAAAAUACUGACGACAAGAACGUCGCUGACACGCAAUCUGUAGCUAAGCCAGAAAUUAAGCCACGAGGAGGAAACACAAUAUUCGUGUGUGGUUAUAAGAUAACAGAGGAUUACCUUAAGAAACAUUUCCAGAGUUUUGGGAAUAUCAUUAAUAUCUCGAUGGAAGUGGAGAAGAACCGUGGGUUUAUAACUUUCGAGAAAGCUGAUGCAGCCGAAAGAGCGAUCAGCGAAAUGGACGGCAGUAUGGUUUCUUCGAUCCAGUUGAAAGUAUCGUUAGCCAGGAGGCAACCUAUAAUCGAACCCGUCACCGAUGCCAUGUCUAGUUCUAUGUGGUCACCGAUUGCAGCUAACUAUUCUCAGAAAAGUGUGCACAAAGAUAGGCGGGAUCUUAAAGUGUACGAAGAGGAUCUUUUUCAAUAAAGACUAAGGUAGA